AUGUUGCGGCUGAACGGCAACCCGAACAACAUCCAAACCGCUCUGGUUCUCAAUCCAACCAGUGGUAUAGACGAAUUUCUGGGUCAUUUUUGGCACUCGCAGUUCACCGGGAGCCGUGAGCAAGUCAGCGGCAGGCUCGACUCCAUCGGGGUUUCUGAGGUUAGAAGUGACUCUGGGUCAAUCAUGAGUCUAGGCGAAAAGGACGGAUCGUCACCCACAACGAGUGAUCUUUGCCGAAUGAAGUUAGAGGGACGCAAGCAGGCCGAACGUGUUGCUCAUCCUCACUCUGAACGGAUUCCGCCACCAGUUGAGUAG
Protopolystoma xenopodis is the source of this 315-nucleotide messenger RNA. Lineage: Eukaryota; Metazoa; Platyhelminthes; Monogenea; Polystomatidea; Polystomatidae. The record is from the annotation of a GenBank genome assembly.